Harpegnathos saltator (Jerdon's jumping ant) is the source of this 1508-nucleotide messenger RNA. RefSeq lists its product as uncharacterized. NCBI's taxonomy places the organism in Eukaryota, Metazoa, Arthropoda, Insecta, Hymenoptera, Formicidae. The transcript has 5 exons. Bases 254 to 1471 code for a protein of 405 amino acids. Gene Ontology annotation, molecular function: sequence-specific DNA binding. The record is from RefSeq and is a predicted model, not a curated record.
GUCGCGCGCGAUCGCCUCUUGUCGCUUACGUUGCCCCUCGCCGCGUGCGCUUGCCUACCGACACUCAUUGACUCCGCCUGUAUCAAAUGUCUACACAGUCUGUCCCAGAUACGAUGAGACUAGAGUCCCUAGAAAUCAGAGUCUGGACACAGUCGUCUAGUAGGACAAAACAUGGCGUCGUAGAGAAAUACCAAUUAGUCCGAUAUAAAUCCGUAAAUUGUUAUAAAGAAAUUAGGAGCAAAUACAAAAGAAAAUGCCGUGUUGUUGUGUGUCAAAUUGUUCGAACCGAACAAAAAAAGGGUACUCAAUGAGGAGCUUCCCAACAAAUAGUGGACGGAGGACAGCAUGGAUUGAUAAUAUCAAUAUCCAUAGCGAUAAAAAAUUGUCAAAGCACAUAAAACAUAAUUUAUUCGUAUGCGAAGUCCAUUUUGCAGCAGACAUGUGGGAAAAAGUGCGAGUGGAUGGUAAGAAAAAAUUGAAAGCACAUGCUGUUCCUACAGUUUUUUCCUCUCCAAACAAUGCAAAUAUUCCAGCUGCGGAAGAAAACAUACAUAUUCGUGAAAAUAACGCAGCACAAUCCACAAAUAACCUUAUUGAGGCUCCUACAUCAUCAUCAAAACGACCUGCCAUAGACAUGGAUAUAAACACGGGAAAUGAUGCAAAGAGGUUGCGGAGAAGUGUAACGGAUGAGUCAAUCACACUUGCAAGUGAUGAGUCAAUCACACUUGCAAGUGAUGACACUGUGAAGAUCCUGCAAAGAAAACUGAAUGAAGCCAACAAAAAACUAGAGAAAGCAAAUACCAUCAUCCAGAACAGUGAAACAACAAACAGAAUUCUUCGGCAGCGUCUACAACAAAUAAGAAAUCCCACCAAGAUGCACAGUGAACAAAACAAUUCUUUGGAGUUUUUGAACAAAGUAUUUCAUAAAGAUCAGAUAGCCUAUCUUAAAGCAAAAUAUAAAGGACGCCAUAUACGUCAGUGGACAGAAGAAACUGUUAAAAAAGCAUUCCAACUCAAACAUGCAUGUGGGGAUAACGGGUAUGAGGAAUUAUUACGCCACGAUAUUCCUUUGCCUUCAACCCGUACUCUACGCAGGCGUUUAGAAUGCAUUACUUUUAAAGAUGGAAUUCUUGAUGAAGUGUUCGACUUAUUAAAGGAGAAAGUGUUAACGUUUCCAGAUGAACGAUAUAGAGAUAGCAUGAUGUGUGUUGAUGAAAUGAGCUUAACACCCGGUGAACAAAUAGAUCCCAGCACCAAUCAAACGAUUGGAUAUGCUACUAUUCCUAAUACAUCUGGAACAAUGCCUCAUGCUACGCAUGGUUUGGUAUUUAUGAUUUGCGGGAUAUUUACACGGUGGAAGCAAAUUGUGGGAUAUUAUUAUACUCCCAACGGUUUCAAUGGUGCAAUUCUAAAAAGAAAUUAUUCUAAAACUAAUAGAAAAAGCAGAAUCAAUAGGUUUACUAAUUCAUAGUAUCACAUCUGACAUGAGAGGAGUUAACCAGGGCAUG